Vanessa tameamea is the source of this 4275-nucleotide messenger RNA. RefSeq lists its product as uncharacterized. NCBI's taxonomy places the organism in Eukaryota, Metazoa, Arthropoda, Insecta, Lepidoptera, Nymphalidae. The coding region runs from base 2 to 2185 and encodes 727 amino acids. The transcript is spliced from 12 exons. Gene Ontology annotation, molecular function: cGMP binding; intracellularly cGMP-activated cation channel activity; protein-containing complex binding. The record is from RefSeq and is a predicted model, not a curated record. Gene Ontology annotation, biological process: monoatomic cation transmembrane transport. Gene Ontology annotation, cellular component: intracellular cyclic nucleotide activated cation channel complex; plasma membrane.
GAUGACGUGUCGGUUGGGUUCGCGGCGGCUGGGUGGCUCGCGCGGCUCGCUGCAGGCCGGCACCGCGUGUUCCGCCGCCAGCGAGCUUGACCUCUCAUCGCGCUCGAGACGAUCACACAAGGCUAGAUUAAAAUUGCUGGGUGCUAGCGGAGAAGCGCCACUUCUGAGCGGGUGGCGCAGCACGCCCCACACGCCGCAUGCGCCUGCCACGCCCGCACCGCACCACUCGCACAACCACCUCGCUACACCGCAUUGUAACGGAACCGAUAGUGGUAGCAGAGGAGGAUUAAGACGGCGGUCGACGUAUACCAGCGGACGACUACGGUCGGGCCCGCAUUGGUCCUUCGUGUUCGACCCCGCUGGCCGUUUGUGCUAUUACUGGUCCAUGGUCGUCUCACUAGCCUUCCUUUACAACCUUUGGGUCAUCGUUUAUAGGUUCGCUUUUCAAGAAAUUAACGGGGAAACUCUCAUAGUUUGGUUUUGCUUGGAUUACUUCUCGGAUUUUCUAUACUUAGCGGACAUUCUGUUUCACUUUCGGACGGGAUACUUAGAAGAUGGCGUAUUGCAGACGGAUGCGGCAAAGCUGAGGGCACAUUACAUGAACUCGACCACAUUUUACAUCGAUUGCCUCUGCUUACUACCACUGGACUUCCUUUACCUGUCCAUUGGCUUCAAUUCUAUUCUACGCUCCUUCAGGCUCGUGAAGAUUUAUCGUUUCUGGGCAUUCAUGGACCGUACAGAGCGGCACACGAACUAUCCUAAUUUGUUUAGAUCUACAAGUUUAAUUCAUUAUUUGUUAGUGAUAUUCCAUUGGAACGGGUGCUUGUACCAUAUUAUAUAUAAAAACAAUGGGUUCGGUAGUAAAAAUUGGGUGUAUCAUGACACGGAGACUGCGGAUGUUGUGAAACAGUAUCUACAGAGCUAUUAUUGGUGCACAUUGGCGCUCACGACCAUCGGUGAUCUGCCUAGACCACGAAGCAAAGGCGAGUAUGUCUUUGUGAUUGCACAACUCCUGUUUGGUUUGCUUCUCUUUGCAACGGUGUUGGGUCACGUGGCGAACAUAGUGACCUCCGUCAGUACAGCCAGGAAGGAGUUCCAGGCAAAAUUAGAUGGUGUGAAGACUUAUAUGAGAAUGCGACGCGUGCCCAAUCACCUGCAAGUGAAGGUGAUCAAGUGGUUCGAUUACCUGUGGCUGACCCAGAAGUGUUCCGACGAAGAGAAGGCUGUUUCCUGUCUCCCUGAUAAACUUAAAGCGGAAAUUGCUAUUAAUGUGCACCUUGAUACUUUGAAGAGGGUAGAAAUAUUUCAAAAUACGGAAGCUGGAUUUCUAUGCGAGUUGGUUUUGAGGCUUCGACCAGUUCUGUUUUCGCCAGGCGAUUACAUUUGUAGAAAAGGCGAAGUCGGAAAGGAGAUGUACAUAGUGAACCGAGGCAAACUACAGGUGGUCGGUGACAACGGAAAGACAGUGUUAGCUACACUCAAAGCGGGUUCUUAUUUUGGCGAAAUUUCCAUUCUGAACAUGGGCACAGCAGGUAAACAACUUGGCAACCGGCGGACAGCGUCAGUGCGCUCCGUUGGCUACUCGGACCUGUUCGUGCUCAGCAAGAAGGACAUGUGGGACGUCCUCAAGGAGUACCCUGCCGCCAGAGUACGUCUUGAAGCAAUAGCAGUCAAGAGACUUGAAAAGUAUAAGAAAGCUCCUCUCGAAAAAGUGGCAAUGGGCCGGUGCCAGUCUACGCCAGGGCUGGUGGAGACAAGCGGACGCGUGCCCAUAGAGGAGAUGCAUCUCCCGCCCGCAUCGAUUCCCCCACCAUUUCACUCCUCACACCCGCCUUCCUACCGGGACCAGCUAUAUAGUUCUUCAGUAAGCCCCCUUCGUGUAGCGUCUCCUGUAGCUUCAUGUGCAUCUAGUGCUCGUAGCAGUGCUGCGGGUGGCGGUAGCGUGGCAGCUGGCAGCGCGCCUAGAGUUGUUCUCGACUCACACGAGGCGCUCGAGUGUGAGAUCAAGAGGCUCCGAGAACGCCUGUACACCGUGGAGACAGAAAACGCCGCGAUGUCAGCCAAAUUAAGUCAACAGCAAUGGGAAGUAGACCAGAGGUUGCAAGAGAUCGAAAUGCAGAUCUGCGGCGGCAGCUCACUGAGCUCGCAGGAGGAAAACGAGAGGAAUAGAGAGAGCAUCAUUUAACAGCGCGCCUCGCCUAUGCGUGUGCGCUUGCCCGUGCCGCCGCCGCCGCCUCGCCUGCCCGUCUGCUAAGUGAGACCGAACGAACAUUUCUAUUGCUUUCCCAUCUCGCACCGAACUCAUCGAGUACGAUGUGGACAUUAUCGAAGUGUUUUUAUGAUAAAUUAAUAUUACGGAUAAUAUUAAAAUACGAAUUAACUUUAUCAAAUUUAUAUACAUAUACUUAGUAUAUACGACUCGCUAUAAUUGACGAGUAUUCGUGGAGUGAGAUUUUGCCGAGACAAUAUUAUCUUUAAUGUUGGUUAAGUCGAAGUGUGAAGUGAAGUGAGUGAGGUCGAGCGCGGUGUAUCUGCGUUGGGAUCAGUUUAGCUCGCGUGCAGCCCUAUAGGGUCAUCGUCUUUAUAAAUUUUAGCAUUUGUAUGUUGUACAUACUAUGUUAAUAUAUAUAACUUAGCAGAAUCAUUUCGAUUCUUGCGAAAUAAUAUAUAUAUUACAUAAAAAUGUCUAUUGUCAUAUUGGUAUGUGUCACAGUUUGUAUUUUAUGACCGGUAAUUUACCAAUAUUAUAUAAAAAUUAACGAAAUAAUCUUUGUGCCAAAAUUAUUGAACUCAAACAACAAUAAAACAACUUUGUUGUAGUUUAUAGAAUGGAGCUUUAAUAAUUAUUGUAGAGUUCAUGUCUUGACCUAUAAUAUUAUAUAAUUUAUAAUCUUAAAUGAUUUCCAUUCUAGUUUAUUUAAAACAAAACGACGACGGUGUUAACAUAGGUAGUAUUUUAUUGUCAGUAAAUUUGGUAUAUAAUCUAUGUAUAUUCUUGGAAUGGUAAAUAUUAUUACAUUCUGAAGCAGUUUUUGUCCGAUACACAACAGAACAUAGGAUGUUGUAAUUUGUUACAUAAAGAUAUAUAUGUUAAGAGAUGUAGCAUAAUGGAUAGAACAUACAUCCGAUAAUUAAAAUUAAAUCACAACUGCCAGGUAAAUAUAAGUAGUUAAAAUGUUUUAAUGUAUAAAUAUUAAUCAAAAUAUUGAUGAUGUUUUGUACUUCAAUUCUUUACAUUAUCUUGUAUUCGUUUAAUUCAACGUUACCAGUAACUCUUCUACGAGAGUUUUCUUGUUGAAGGUUAGGAUCCAAUUUGAUUUUAAUCUUCUUUUUUAAUAUUAAGGUAUAUACAUAAAUAUGGAAUGUUCGUAAUUAAUCUCAAACGAACCAACGUUUAUUUAAUAUAAGUACUAAUUAAUGUUUGAAUCUAAGGAAAUUUGUAAAUACUUAUCUACGAUGCGUAUUUAUAAGCUGCUGUUUUUAAAUUGGAAAGGUUUUUUUUUGAGCCACGAGCUACACAGUUGGAUAAAGAACGUACCAUUUUGUGAAAAUAUACUUUUGUUUAAUGUAAAAAAUAAUAUUCUUAAAAAACAAUUUACGGUCCUAUAUACAUUUUCAAAUGUUUCUUUUUAUUGCAAUCAUAAUGAAUAUUUGAAAAUUAAAUCCAAUUAAAAUGAUGGUAUAAAAAUCGUAUCACCUUAUACAAUUUUUAGUAACUGUGGACGAAGAACAGUAUAUGUGUGUCACAGAUAGUUUUUAAAAUUCGAUGUUUAAAACAAUGAUAAUCAGCCAGAUUUUUGUGUAAUAAAAAAAAAAUCAUAGUUUAAUCGAACGCUUCAUUUCCUAAAUACCCAGAUUAUAAUAGAUAGGAUACAAUUUUUAAAUGUAAAUAAAAAUUUAUUUAUUGUUAUAUAUUCCAUAAAAAAAAAAUUCUUCUUAUAAUUCUCGAUUAUAAAUUGGUAAGGAGACGCAUUUUGCGAUUGAAAACGCGAGGGCUUUUUAUCUUAUUAAUAAGUAAUUAUUUAAUUAUAUCCGUAUGUAUCCGAUAAGAACUCUGUUCGUAUUGAAAACGGAGUCUUGCAUUUAUUUGAUUGUAAUCAUAAUAACUGUUUAUUCUUUGUCUUUGCAAUGAACUGGAGUUUAAAUGCAGCAUGAUGUAGUCCGACGAGGCAGGAUGUGAUUCAGAAGUAACAAGCUUGUGGAACUUAAAUUGGGAAAUCAAUUAUGUAUGCACUUGAUUAAUUUUAUUGUUAAUAAAAAGAUUACGAUAAUGCA